AUGGCAACAUCAAUCGACAAGCAACCUAUGAAAAAGUUCUUAUUCUGGAUCAUCGCGGUCCUUUUCUUUUGGAUCAUCAUUCUUCCGUUGACCUUUGAUUUUCAUGACUACUUCAUGGCAAUGGCACCACACGGUUCUCUUGCCGUGAGUGGAUGGAAAUACCGAACGCUCGCACCAAUCACACCAUUAUCACCACCGGUGAUUCUACGAACACCUUUCAUUCACAAACGAGAUCAGCCUGUGACUCAACGUGUAAUAAAGAGACGCUCAUCUUCAAAACCCAAAGGAACAAAUCAGGGAGGCUUAAAUCUAGCGCAACAACAAUCAUCCUCUCAAACGUUAGAGCACGAACUUCAUAACCACUAUGAAGAGGAAAGUGAGGAUUGGUGGGAGGUUCGUAGAUCUUACGAAUACGAGACAUCGGAUUCUCUCGGAGAUCUAUUCUUGGUAUCGGUGGAAGAGGCUCAGGUGAUCCACAAGCAACACGCUUUGUUGGAUGAUUUACAACACGCUGAUGUCACCACACAAGACAAGGAAUCUCAAGGGACAUUGAGUGCCGGGGGAAAUCUGGGACUUGCCCAGAAUAACUUUAAUGCCAACUCCAGUAGCGUGGCAGUCUCCGAGAUUCAAGAGCAUCAACAAGAAGAUUUGUUGGAUGUUAAGCAGUAUCAAAAGAUUCACGUUUUACAAGUUUCGGCGGCGGGAUUGAUGGUUAAUGAAUACGAAGAAGAGAGAUUGGCCGACUACCAAUAUUCAUUGGAAGUGGAUAUCUUCAAUCAAUGGGAGUAUCAAAGUCAACAGGAAUCUCAGCACGCUGAUAACUUUGUUGUGGGUUAUAAUUAG
Molecule: messenger RNA, 843 nt
Organism: Acaulospora morrowiae
Lineage: Eukaryota; Fungi; Glomeromycota; Glomeromycetes; Diversisporales; Acaulosporaceae
Source: the annotation of a GenBank genome assembly